CUAUCCCCGAUCCGAUCGAACAAGGCGUCAUUCCCCAAUUUUCUCGUUCUUUCUCGCGCCUCACUUUCGGAUUCUUUGGUGUUGCUUCUGAUCUCAGACUGGAUCGGUUUCUAGGGAUUGAUGUCGCAGCGGUUCCCGCUGCGAAGAGAGCGAUGGAGAGGAAGAAGUAUCCGAUCCGCGCUGAGGAUUACCAGCUGCGCGAGCCGGUGGGGCAGGGGGUCAGCGCUUCGGUCUACCGGGCGCUUUGCAUUCCCCUUGACGAGGUCGUCGCCAUCAAGGUCGUCGAUUUCGAGAGGAAUAACAGCGAUCUGAACAACAUCUGUCGGGAGGCACAAACUAUGAUCUUGAUAGACCAUCCUAAUGUUCUCAAGGCACACUGCUCCUUUGUGAAUGAUCACAAUUUAUGGGUUGUCAUGCCUUACAUGGAGGAAGGGUCUUGCCUGCACAUAAUGAAGUCUGCUUAUCCCAAUGGCUUUAAAGAAUCUGUAAUUGCAACAGUGUUACGUGAAGUACUGAAGGGAUUGGAAUAUCUUCAUCACCAAGGGCACAUUCACCGUGAUGUAAAGGCUGGGAAUAUUCUAGUUGAUGCACGAGGUGGCAUUAAACUUGGAGAUUUUGGUGUUUCAGCUUGCCUUUUCGAUUCCGGUAACAGGCAAAGAUCAAGGAAUACAUUUGUGGGGACACCUUGCUGGAUGGCCCCUGAGGUGAUGGAGCAACUGCAUGGUUAUGAUUUCAAGGCUGAUAUAUGGUCUUUUGGAAUUACUGCUUUGGAACUUGCUCAUGGUCAUGCUCCUUUUUCAAAAUAUCCUCCAAUUAAGGCCUUGCUGAUGAACUUGCAGAAUGCUCCACCAGGCCUUGAUUAUGAAAGUGACAAAAAAUUCUCAAAGUCUUUUAGGGACAUGAUUGCUUUGUGCAUGGUGAAGGAUCCUUCAAAAAGACCUACUGCACAUAAGCUGUUGAAACAACCAUUCUUCAAGCAAGCCAGAUCUCAGGACUACAUAGUACGAAAAAUUUUGGAUGGGUUGCCUACACUAGGUGAUCGCCAUCAAGCCUUGAAGGAGAAGGAAGAAGAUUUGCUUGCACAGAAGAAAAUGCUCGACAAUGACAAAGAGGAGUUAUCACAGAGGGAAUACAAACGAGGAAUUAGUGCAUGGAAUUUUGACAUUGAGGAUCUGAAAGCUCAGGCUUCAUCGAUUCUGGAAAAUAAUGAAACUACAGGAUCAAAUGGAUGCCAAAUGUUUGGGAUUCAUGCUUUGCAAGAAAGAAUAUCAGAAAGUGCAUCUUGUUCAUCAAAGGAUGAUGAUGAUGAUGUGAAAAAAGAGGUGUUGGAUGAAUCAACUCUCUCGUCGCCUUAUCAACCUGCAUGCUACCAGAGAAUUGUUAAUGAAUUAAUACUUGUUAGUCCGAAGAAACAAAAUCAGCACGAAAAUAUUGGAAAUUACAAUGGAGAGUUUCAAAAAGCAACUGAUAUACCUACUGAAGUGGCACCUAAAUCAUCCAAAUCGACAGCAUUGUGUAGGAAACCUCCACCAUAA
Messenger RNA from Musa acuminata AAA Group (dessert banana), 1535 nucleotides. RefSeq lists its product as uncharacterized. Gene Ontology annotation, molecular function: ATP binding; protein kinase activity; protein serine/threonine kinase activator activity. The record is from RefSeq and is a predicted model, not a curated record. Gene Ontology annotation, biological process: protein phosphorylation. NCBI's taxonomy places the organism in Eukaryota, Viridiplantae, Streptophyta, Magnoliopsida, Zingiberales, Musaceae. Bases 153 to 1535 code for a protein of 460 amino acids. The transcript has 13 exons.